This is a messenger RNA of Salmo salar (Atlantic salmon), 4392 nucleotides long. Its product is annotated as protein ATP1B4. Gene Ontology annotation, cellular component: nuclear inner membrane; sodium:potassium-exchanging ATPase complex. NCBI's taxonomy places the organism in Eukaryota, Metazoa, Chordata, Actinopteri, Salmoniformes, Salmonidae. The record is from RefSeq and is a predicted model, not a curated record. Gene Ontology annotation, biological process: sodium ion transport; potassium ion transport; regulation of DNA-templated transcription.
CUUUUCAGUAUGCACUCAUUCACUAUGAUGCUCGCCUAGCUGAGAGGAGUUUCUUGUGCCCGGCUCCCCUUGUGUGCGUAAAACUUUCUAAUGAAAUCCCAAAUUUAUUUUUGACCAAUUUAGAAUUCGUUCUACUUAGGGUCAAGAGGGAUUCAAGACACUCAAAGAACUUUCCCUGCAAAAGAAAACUUCAGAAUCAUGGAGCCCAAUUCUACGGCGGGAGGGGCUGAGGAAGAGCACCAUGGAAACUACUCACCAAAUCCAUCUGCAGAGGCUCCGCCUGGAAAGCACGCCGUGUCAGAGGCCUUGGAAGAGGUGCAGGAGGAGUUGAUAGAACAUCAACCUCUGGAGCAGGAAGACCUGAACUUUGAGAAAUGGAAGCCCAAGCCCAAACCUAAGAGGACGCUCCAUGAGAAAGCAGGCGACGUGAAGACAUAUCUAUGGAACGCAGAGACCAGAGAGUUCAUGGGCCGCACUGGGCAUAGCUGGUUUCUGAUCAUCCUCUUCUACACGGCAUUGUAUGCCUUCCUGGCGGCCAUGUUUGGUGCCUGUAUGUGGUGCCUCAUGCUGUCUAUCAGCCCCUACCAUCCAACCCACAACGACAGGGUGAUGCCACCAGGUAUGACGAUGUCCCCACAACUGGAUGGGCACUAUGAGAUCGCCUUCAAUGCAUCCGACCGCAAGUCUUGGAAGAAGUAUGCAAAGCUAAUGGAAGAACAGCUAAGACCAUACAAUGACGCCGUACAGGAGCAGAGGAACAUCCAGUGUCCGCAGGACGCGUACUUCAUGCAGGAUGAACAAGGUGAAAGCGCAGAGAGGAAGGCGUGCCAGUUCAAGAGGUCCUGGCUGGGCGAGUGCUCGGGACUCCAGGACCCCCACUUUGGAUUCUCCCAGGGGAAACCCUGCAUCCUCCUCCGAAUGAACCGGAUACUGGGCUAUUUACCUGGGCAAGGCACUCCCGUAAACGUGACCUGUGGAGUCAAGAAAGGUGCGCCAGAAAGCUUAGGAGAACUUCAGUUCUUCCCAAAAAGCAUUUUCAACCUGAUGUACUACCCUUACUAUGGGAAGCUGAGACAUGUAAACUACACAGCGCCGGUGGUGGCCGUGCGUUUCAAUGGGCUGCAGUAUGACACCCACAUUGUUGUAAAAUGCAAACUCAAUGGCAAGGGCAUCAUCAAUGAUUCGCCUACCGAUCGCUUCCUAGGCAGUGUGUCCUUCUCCUUCGAUGUGGGCGCAUAGCAGUAUUCCCCAUGCUGAAUGCUGUCCCCAUGACAACCAGGAGACAAGAGAAUAUAGGAAAAAAUCUCAAUAUGUUGAAUCCUUGUUUUGCAUAAAAUAGUUGACCAGCUUCUCUCUUCUCCCAUUCCCUCAUGUACUCUUGUGCCUUUUGCUGAAAAAAGCAAUCAUUUGGAAUGUUAAUGGAUCAUAAGCACACACACACGACACAGACACCUCACCAAUAGUCUUGAGCACAAGCUAAGUAUAGAAACUGAAUAUUACCAUUGAAUACUUAGCUAGAUGAAUGCCACUAGCUAGGUUUAUGAAACACAAGGCUCAUCUCACAGGUAGUUAGUCUCUGUAGCUAUGCAAUUUAUAAUUUAAGACAUUAUUAAUAGACAUAAAUACCCACUGUACAAUAAGGAUAUAAGAGGAACAUGUUAAGCACAUUUUGAUUUUAAAUCAAAUUGUGUACUAAUUUCUUUUGAGUUUGUACCUUUCAACAGCAUAUCUAUUGUGUUUUGUAGACUCCAAGGGCUACAAUAUGAAGAAUGGUGAAGGCAGGACACUUUUACUUACACAGUAAGAUAAACAGUAAAGGACUAGGUUACAUUUCAGUAAGAUAAACAGUAAAUGACUAGGUUACAUUUCAGUAAGAUAAACAGUAAAGGACUAGGUUACAUUUCAGUAAGAUAAACAGUAAAUGACUAGGUUACAUUUCAGUAAGAUAAACAGUAAAUGACUAGGUUACAUUUCAGUAAGAUAAACAGUAAAUGACUAGGCUACAUUUCAGUAAGAUAAACAGUAAAUGACUAGGUUACAUUUCAGUAAGAUAAACAGUAAAUGACUAGGUUACAUUUCAAUAAGAUAAACAGUAAAUGACUAGGUUACAUUUCAAUAAGAUAAACAGUAAAUGACUAGGUUACAUUUCAGGUUUUGUUGUUUUUUGAUAGCUCCUUAUUCUACAUUUAUUGAUAAUAUACAUUGAGUGUACAAAACAUUAAUAUUGAGUUGCACCCGUUUGCCCUCAUAACAGCCUCAAUUUGUUGGGGCAUGGGCUCUACAAGGUGUCGAAAGCAUUCCACAGGGAUGCUGGCCCAUGUUGCUCUAAUGCUUCCCACAAUUGUGUCAAGUUGGCUGGAUGUCCUUUAGGUAGUGGACCAUUGUUGAUACACAUGGGAAACUGUUGAGCGUGAAAAACCUAGCAGCGUUGCAGUUCUUGACACAAACCGGUGUGCCUGGCACCUACUACCAUACCCUGUUCAAAGGCACUGACAUAUUUUGUCUUGCCCAUUCACCCUCUGGAUGGCCCACAUACACAAUCCAUGUCUCAAUUGUCUCAAGGCUUAAAAAUCCAUCUUUAACCUGUCUCCUCCCCUUCAUCUACACUGAUUGAAGUGGAUUUAACAAGUGACAUCAAUAAGGGAUCAUAGCUUUCACCUGGAUUUACCUGGUCAGUCUGUGUCAUGGAAAGAGCAGGUGUUCUUAAUGUUUUGUAUACUCAGUGUAUGCUGCCAUUUUGUUUUCUUUUGUAUGAACACAAGACUGCUACUGAGAUUGUAAUACUGCUGGCUGACUUUGAUCUCUAUAUUAGCUGAUGGAAAGUAAGAUCUACUGUGGAAACCAACAGAGGUCACAUUGUUGCUAAACUUGUAUGCCAGUCUUGCACGCUCUUCAUGAAAUAACAGGCUAUUUUGAUGUAGGCCUAGAAUUAAUCCUUGUUAUUGUACCUUUGCUAUGAUUCUACUAAACCUGGUAUCCAUGUAUUUAUUCUGAUAUAUACUAUAAUAAAUACAAUGUUGAUAAGAACAAUGCUUUUUUCCCCCAUAGGAAUGUAUUAUAUAUUUUUUACAUGCAACUCUUUUCUUCCGUUGAAGGUUGUCAAGCACAGUACAUUAAACAUAACUUAUUACACAUGCACAAACAAGAUAAAGUAAUGACUAUCCUUCAGCCAUCAUUCUCUGAAGGUCUACUUUGUCCAGAUAUACACUCCUCUACGUAUUUAUUUGGACAGUGAACCUAAAAUUACUCAAGCAUUUUGGAUUUGAGAUCAAUCGUUUUUUUUUAUAUGAGGCGACAGUACAGAAUGUCACCUUUAUUUGAGGGUACUUUCAUAUAUAUCGGUUUUACCGUUUAGAAAUUAAAGCACUUUAUGUAUCUAGUCCCCCCCAUUCGAUGGUGUCAUAAGUAUUUGGACAAAUUCACUUAUAGUGUAUUACAUUUAGUUAAACGUUAAGUAUUUGGUCCCAUGUUCAUAGCACGCAAUGACUACAUCAAGCGUGUGCCACUAUGUAAGCUAUUUAUGCUUCUGUAACUCUCACUCAUCAUUAUUCACGAUUCAUUCAUGAUUAUCCGUAAUCAUGGUAGCAUCCACAUUAAUGUUUAAGUGUUCAGGAACAUAUUCUAUUCUUAUUUACAAUAAAAGUGACAACAAAAUGACACAAUACAUUAUUAACCAUUCAUUUCUAUUGUGCAAAAUAUAAUCCGGACCGAAACACAACCAAAACAAACUGCAAAUGCACCCAUUGCCAUCCAACGAAUUUGAAGAGUCUUAAGCUUGAUGUACUCAUUGCGUGCUAGGAAUAUGGGACCAAACACUAAACUUUAGACAAAAUGUGAUACACUAAGGGUUGGUUUCCUGGAAACAGACUAAGCCUAGUCUUGUACUAUAAAGCACUUUUAAUGGAGAUUCUCCACAUGCUUUUUAGUCUAGUACUAGACUUAGUCUGUUUCCAGGAAACCAACUCUAUAAGUGAAUUAGUCCAAAUGCUUAUGACACCUUGAAAUAGGGGGACUAGAUAAAUAAAGUGCUUUAAUUUCUAAACGGUAAAACAGAUAUGAAAAUACCCUCAAAUAAAAGGUGACAUUCUGUACUGUCACCACAUAUAAAAUAAUUGAUCUCAAAUCCAAAAUGCUGGAGUAGAGUGCCAAAAUAAAAGUUUUAACUUCACUAUCCAAAUAAAUAAGUAGGGGUGUUUAUGUUUAAAGGCAUUGCAGAAUGAUUUAUUAAUUUUAUUCAUUAUGUUAUGGUACAAUCAAUGAUCAAAACUGCCUAAAGAUAUGAAGACUCAAGCUAAGAAAUAUUAAAAUGGUGAGCGUUAUGCCAAUUCAUAUUGUUUAAUAAAACCACUGUAGCAAAUGUUAAUAAACAUUAAAUUAUAUUGACUAAUUGAA